AUGGAGAAGCUGCCGCUCCAGCCCUUUGGGCGUAUGGAGUCUGGAGUGUGUCCUGGUCAGACAGACCUGGGGUUGGGUGUGGUCAGAGUCGCGGAGGAAAAGUGCUUUGAAUUCUGGUUGGUGAAUGGAUUGGAGGGGCAAGGAGAUGGGCUGGUGAUGAAGAUCAAGCAGGAGAAGCCAGAGUGGCAGGUGCCACAGGCCGUGCUUUCCGAGAAGGAUAAGGAAAACAUUUUCCAGCAGCGUCGCGGCCUCCCGCCAUGCCAGACCACCGGGAAGCCUCGGGCCUUGGGGGGACAGGAGGAGACUGGGGAUCCCAGGUGGGCCCCUCCCACUGAGCAGGUCGCGGGUCUGGCAGACCAGGCUCUUUCUGCCGGCGAGGGUCACUUUGUGUGCCUGGACUGCGGAAAGAGGUUCAGCUGGUGGUCGUCCCUGAAGAUCCACCAGCGCACCCACACCGGGGAGAAGCCCUACCUGUGUGGCAAGUGCGGCAAGAGCUUCAGCCAGAAGCCCAACCUGGCCCGCCACCAGCGGCACCACACGGGCGAGCGGCCCUUCUGCUGCCCGGAGUGCGCGAGGCGCUUCAGCCAGAAGCAGCACCUGCUCAAGCACCAGAAGACCCACUCUCGGCCGGCCACCCACUCCUGCCCCGAGUGCGAGCGCUGCUUCCGACACCAGGUGGGCCUCCGCAUCCACCAGCGCGCGCACGCGCGGGACCGCCAGGGCGCCCGCCCCGGGCUGCAGGACCUGCCCCGCGACGCUGCGGCCCGUAAGGGCUGUCGCCUGCUUCCAGGGCCGCCGCGGGGGCGUCCCGAAUGGGCCUGGCUGGGGCUCUGCGAGGGCUGGUGGCGCCAGCCCGGGACGCGGACCGUAGUCCCCGCCGCCGCGGGCCCGGGCGAGCAGCGCCAGUUCAUCUGCAACGAGUGCGGCAAGAGCUUCACGUGGUGGUCGGCGCUCACCAUCCACCAGCGCAUCCACACGGGCGAGCGGCCCUACCCGUGCCCCGAGUGCGGCCGCCGCUUCAGCCAGAAGCCCAACCUGACGCGCCACCUGCGUAACCACACGGGCGAGCGGCCGCACCCCUGCCUGCACUGCGGCCGCAGCUUCCGCCAGAAGCAGCACCUGCUCAAGCACCAGCGCACGCACCUGCCCGGCGCCCAGGCGGCCGCCUGCCCCAGCUGCGGCCAGAGCUGCUCUAGCCGCGCGGCGCUGCGCGCCCACCAGCGCGCGCACGCCGCCGCCGCCCGGCCGCGGGCCGAGGAGCCCCCGGCGCCGUCUUCGCCGCGCAGCCAGCAGCCGGCCGGCGGGCCUGGGGACGUGCAGUGGGGCCGCGCGCGUGCGGGCCUGGCCGCGCCCGGCGAGCAGCGCCAGUUCAUCUGCAAUGAGUGCGGCAAGAGCUUCUUGUGGUGGUCGGCGCUCACCAUCCACCAGCGCAUCCACACGGGCGAGCGGCCCUACCCGUGCCCCGAGUGCGGCCGCCGCUUCAGCCAGAAGCCCAACCUGACGCGCCACCGGCGCAACCACACGGGCGAGCGGCCCUACCUGUGCGCCGCUUGCGGUCGCGGCUUCAGCCAGAAGCAGCACCUGCUCAAGCACCAGCGCGUUCACCGGGGCGCCCUGGCGCCCGGUCCCAGCUCCAAGGACGGGGCGCGUUAGUGCUCCUGGACCCAGCGGCCGCGGCCAGGGCUUGUGGGGGCUGGGGAAUGGCCCGGAAUGGUGGCUUUCAGAGCCCCGGGGUAGACCCUGGCAAAAGGUGGAUUCGGAAGGCCUCAGAACAGAAUUCCAGAGGCGUCCUAAAGGGGACCCGUCAAAGGUCCCAGGGCGGGCUGAGGAGGUAAGAAGCCUCCUUACCCCGGAGCCUGGGAGUGUGGUCUGUGUACCCCCGGAGAGUGGGGGCUCGGGCCUCAGCACCCAGUGAGGGGAGGGGCUGCCAGGGCCCUGCGGGAGGCUCUCUGGAGUAGAGAGACCCAGGUCUGGGCUGCAGCUGUAGCACCAGCCUCUCACACUCAGGCUGCAGGAUGUUAGGGGCCAGUCUUGGUGGGAGAGAUGCAGCAGACUGGUGCCAAGGAUGCAGCUGGCAGCUGUGGCUGAGGAGGAGUGAGCAUAUUCACAGCACCAAAGACAGUGCCUGGCAGGUAGUGGCCAUUUAAUUCAUACACGUUUUUGGAGGGUGUAAAUAGCUCGACUGUCCUGAACCAUGAGUGCCCCACUGCCCAGGGUGCUGUCAUGGUGGGCCCAACUGUACAACCGAUAUGUGUGUGACGAUUGGACUGAGACCCAAAGGGUGGUCACAGCCGAGUUUGGGUAGCUUGGGGAGGGACCUGUAGCAAGAGAGAGCCCUCUGUGCCAUUCCUACUCAGGUCCAGGGGCAUUCCUGGUCCGUGGACCAGGUGGCUGACUGUCACUGACCUGGAUCCUUGUCAAUACUGGUGUUGCAGAAGAGAAAAAUGAAAGAUCGACUAUCUCA
Messenger RNA from Manis javanica (Malayan pangolin), 2464 nucleotides. The record is from RefSeq and is a predicted model, not a curated record. Lineage: Eukaryota; Metazoa; Chordata; Mammalia; Pholidota; Manidae.